UUAAGGUUUCCUGAAAAGUUUGCUGUGGCACCCCAUAUCCACCGUCUGCUAUCUGAUGUAAGAAGAUUGCAGGUUGUAAUCUGUAUGUGCCACGCAGGCCGCACAGGCAGCCGCCGCUGAUCUCUGAGCGCUGUUUUACCCAGCUGUAAUCCCGUAGCCAUCUAGAGGAUUUUUCUGCCAUUAAGUGAUGGCUUUUGGAAAAGGGAGUGCUGCUUAGUGGGGCCACACACACAUAGGCAUGUAUGUACACACCCCUCUUGGGACCUUUAAAUCCAUUCAGACGUUCACUUAGAAGCACACGGUGCUGACAGCGUGACAUGUCAGAGUGGACUCAUGGAUAUGUUUUUACUAGUUUUCACUUUAGGUGGAGGUGUGUUGCAGUUGAUCAGAAGGCAUUUUAUCCUGACAUGCCACAGGUGAAAAGGCUCCGCGAUGUUUGUCACUGUUAUAGCUGUGAGUUUCCUGAUGCUGCCGCACGGCGUGGCUUUGUGGGCCUGUACCCGCUCCUGCCCCCCCAGUUGCACGUGCACUCAGGAGAAAAGUUGCACGGUGCUGUGUGACCGCGCCAACAUGGUUGAGCUUCCUGCAGAGUUCCCUUGCGAAGCCUCCUCCAUCAACCUGGAGAAGAACAGCCUGAAGUUCUUGGCCGAGCGAGCCUUUGGCACUCUUCCCUCGCUCAAGUCGCUCUCCUUGGACCACAACAACAUCUCCUUCAUCACACCAGGGGCUUUCAAAGGGUUACCAAACCUGCUGGAACUCAAGAUGGCUCACAAUGAGUACAUUCGCUAUCUCCACACGCGCACCUUCACCUCGCUCAAACGUCUGGUGCGCCUGGACCUUUCUGAUUGCAACCUCUUCAACAUGCCUGACCGGAUCUUCCUGGAGCAGAUAUCACUGAAGGAGCUGCUCUGCUUCCAGAACAAUUUCAGACGCAUCCCAGGUGCUAUACGUGGAAUGGAGAACCUGACACACAUUUACUUGGAGCGCAACAAGAUUGAAGCAGUGGCCUACAACUCUCUGCUGGGCCUGAGCAACCUCAAGUAUCUCAACCUACAAGAUAAUCGCAUUAGCGUCAUCCACGAUGAGGCUUUUAAGGACCUUCGUAGACUGGAGAACUUUUACCUGAACGACAACCUGUUGGCUGAGUUGCCUCAGCAAUCUUUCAAGGGUCUCAAUCGUCUCAAGAUGUUGAAUCUGGGUGGUAACUUGCUGACCAACGUCUCCAAAAACUGGUUUGGUGAUCUGGUGGAGCUGGAGGUGCUCUACUUGGACCGGAACCGUUUGUCCUUCAUCGAAGUGGGUGCUUUUGAGAAUUUGACCAGCCUAAUGACGCUGCAUCUCAACAGCAACAACUUGACUACACUGCCUUUCACUGUCUUCCAGCCUAUCUACUUCAUUGGACGCCUGUACUUGUUCCGCAACCCCUGGGAGUGCAACUGUGAGCUAGAGUGGCUGAAGGAGUGGAUGGAGAGCUAUAAGCUGGUGAGGGACAUCCCAUGCACUUCCCCUUCUUCAGUAGCUGGAUUGGACCUGAGUGAGGUCAUGUAUGCUCGUUUGAAUGGCACUUGUGUGGACCCUGCAGAGCUAAACUUGACCACAGCUAUCCCUGACUACCCCACCACUGAGAACAAGUUUAAUAGCCUGAUCUCCAAACUGCUGCACCAGGAACUGAGGGAGGAGAUGGGGAAUUCCACAGAAGGUCCAAGGAAUGGCACGCUGCUGGAGCCAGCAGAGGGCCAGGUGUCUUCAGCCCAUAGGUCGUCUAGUGCUGGUAAAAUCCUGCAUCUCCUGCUGGCCUGUCUGUUCUUCCUCCAAGCUCCAGCCUCUCUUUCCAGUCUUAUUAAUGCCUCAUGAAAGUCUGGCACAUGGAAGAAGAGACAGUUUGCCAAGAGAGAAGAAAACGUUUGGGCUAAAGGCUGUGUAGAUGAGAUUUUUCCUAGAGACUUGGAUUGUAUGUCUCGACAAAACAAGGAAAUGCCAGCUGCUAUGGUCCUGAAGAAACCUUUCUCAGAAAUGUGAUACUGUUAGAGAAACUGGUUUGAAUAGUUGAUUUAAAGAAAUCAAAGGACAAUUCCACCAACACAUGUGGAUGUGGCUGAAUGACUGUUUUUGUGUAUUCUCAGAAUGAUUAGCUUUUUUUAAAAGUGAUAAUUACAGAUGUCUUAGUAUAUGUAAGAUACUAGUUUAGAUAAACUAUAUAGAGUGAUGACAGUUGCCAUAGAGAUUGGAAAAUGAUGUUGAAUUGCUAUUGCAUUACAUGUGCAUUCUCAUAAAAAAUGCACUUUGAGCUUUAGGGGCACUUAUUCACUCAGGAUUUUGAGUAGUGGCCAUCCGCUUAUGGUGUUGUUAUAGGAAACUGGGUUGUACAGUUAGUG
Messenger RNA from Pygocentrus nattereri (red-bellied piranha), 2375 nucleotides. RefSeq names its product nyctalopin (gene nyx). The record is from RefSeq and is a predicted model, not a curated record. Gene Ontology annotation, cellular component: plasma membrane. NCBI's taxonomy places the organism in Eukaryota, Metazoa, Chordata, Actinopteri, Characiformes, Serrasalmidae. The transcript has 3 exons. Gene Ontology annotation, molecular function: protein binding. Bases 433 to 1854 code for a protein of 473 amino acids.